GUUAUGAGUACUCAGUUCACCACAUACCUCUUUAAAACCUCUGCCUAUGGAGACCAUGAAUAAAGAUUUUGAUUGAAAGCAAAGACAUCAAACUGUUAUCUUACUGGAUGAUCUGAGAAUAUAAGAACAAAAUGAGUUAUUAUGGCAGCAACUAUCGGAUUGUGAACAUGGAGGGGAAUGUGCCCAAAUAUACUAACUAUCACCCAGAGCACAUUAUAAGUGAGAAGCGAAGAGCAAGAAGACGAUUGCUUCACAAAGAUGGUAGUUGCAAUGUAUACUUUAAGCAUAUUUUUGGAGAAUGGGGGAGUUACAUGGUUGAUAUUUUCACCACCCUUGUGGAUACGAAAUGGCGCCAUAUGUUUGUGAUAUUCUCUUUAUCCUAUAUUCUCUCUUGGCUGAUUUUUGGCUUAAUCUUUUGGGUGAUAGCCCUUCAUCACGGAGACCUGUUAAAUGAUCCAAAUAUCACACCUUGUGUUGACAAUGUCCAUACUUUCACAGGAGCAUUCUUAUUCUCUCUUGAAACUCAAACCACUAUAGGCUAUGGCUCUCGCUGUGUCACUGAAGAAUGUUCUGUGGCAGUGCUUGUCGUUAUACUUCAGUCAAUCUUGAGCUGCAUCAUAAACACCUUCAUCAUUGGAGCUGCCUUAGCAAAAAUGGCAACAGCUCGAAAGAGAGCCCAGACCAUUCGAUUCAGUUAUUUUGCCCUCAUAGGCAUGAGAGAUGGGAAACUUUGCCUUAUGUGGCGCAUUGGUGAUUUUCGACCAAACCAUGUAGUAGAAGGAACAGUAAGAGCUCAGCUUCUUCGCUAUGUGGAAGAUAGUGAAAGACGGAUGACAAUGGGAUUUAAGGACCUAAAACUGGUCAAUGACCAGAUCAUUCUUGUGACUCCAGUGACCAUUGUCCAUGAAAUUGAUCAUGAGAGCCCUUUGUAUGCCCUUGAUCGUAAAGCAGUAGCCAAAGAUAACUUUGAGAUUUUGGUGACGUUUACUUAUACAGGUGAUUCUACUGGAACUUCUCACCAGUCACGAAGUUCCUAUGUCCCCCGAGAAAUUCUCUGGGGCCAUAGAUUCAAUGAUGUUUUAGAAGUGAAGAAAAAAUACUACAAGGUAAAUUGCUUACAAUUUGAGGGAAGUGUUGAAGUAUAUGCCCCCUUCUGCAGUGCCAAGCAGUUGGACUGGAAAGACCAGCAGCUGCAUAACCUUGAGAAAACAUCCUCAGGCAAAGGAUCAGGAACUACUGAAACCAAGGUUAGACGAAGGUCAUUCAGUGCCAUUGCCAUUGUCAGCAGUAGUGAAAAUCCUGAUGAAAUGACCAAGACCACAGCUGAUGAGAGUAAUGAGACAACAUAUCAAAAAGCUCUCCUGCAACUAAAUAGAAUUUCAGUAGAGUCCCAAAUGUAGCCUGCAAAGGCACAUACAAGUGGAUUACCCCUCUACCCACAAGUUUUCUCAAGAUGGCCACAAUGAGGCAAGUGGCUUGAGGUGACAUAAAAAGAAAUGAAGUUUUUGAAAGUCAAGUUUUUGGGUUUUUUGUUAUACACAUGAAUGGGGGUAAGGAUAGGAGAUAGGUAUGAUUAAUGAAUAUAAAUAGAAAUUUCAAAUUAUUUUCACAAUCAAAAUGUUUCAAAAUCUAUUAGAAAUGUACUUAGGAAGCAAAAUCAACAGCUUUUAAUUGCAUCUCCUUUCUCUGUCCCUGGCUAUUAUACAAUGAAGGAGACAUUGAGCAGUAAAAUAAUAAAAAUUAGAAUUCAUACAAUUCAUAGUGCUUUAUGAUUUACAAAGCACUUUCUUGAUAGCAAUCUGGGAGGAAAGUGAUGCAAUUAUUAAUAUACCCAUUUUACAGACAAAGAAACUAAUCAGAGAGAAUGAGUGAUUUACCCAGUGUCACACUGCCACUAAAGAGUGUGGGAAGGUGAUACUGGAAUCAGAAUUUGAACCUAUAUAUUUUGACUUCAAGCCCAGGAUUCUUUUCCUUCUUCUGCUUUCAAAGUGCCUAAGAUACUAGUUAAAGACUUGACAAGUGCCAUCUGAUAUUCUGGUGGUGAUUUCUUGCUUAGCUCUAGAUUGCUCAAAAUUAUUUCGUUACCCUGGAGUAAGUGGAAGAUGCUAUUUUUUUCUAAAAUAGUCCAUAUUCCUUCAGAUCUCCAGUGGCAUAAAUGGUGAGUUUGAGGUGAUGAUAUGAAAUUGUGGUAAUUGAUACACCAUGAUCUCAUGGGAAACUUAAGUUCAAUAUUUUACACACACCCUCACCUACUUUUUGACCCAUGAUUGUCAUCAUAAACCACUUUAUUCAUGGAAAUGAUAAAGGCAAGGAACAUAAACAAUAAAUUUUAAAUUAUUAUUACCCCAAAAUGACAAUAGGGAGAGGGGCUAAAGGGGGGGGGGGGGAUAGAUGCAAUGACAUAUAAGACUUUUAAACUUAUUCUUGAAAUUAAAAUAUAACUGUGUAUAUCUAAAAUUUGUACUCCUGAUUAUCCAUAGACAUUGUUGGAACUUAGUUUCAUGGCCAAGGAAAAUAUUGCUCUCCAUAUCUGCCACCAUUGAAUAAUAUGCAAAUGGCUGAUUUGUAGAUUGGAACAAAUUUUCUUAUGACUGAAGACUCAUAUUUUUGAUUUUCAUGUGAAAGUUUUAUUUUCUUAUCUAGGAAAAAUUCUAUUUUGAAAUGAUUACUGCAAAAAAUUUAUCCUAAACAGAAUGUUUAUCCUUGAUAAGUAAUUUAGAAACAUUUGAAAACUAUAUCUAUGUAUGGCAAAUUGAGUGAUUAAGAGAUAAUUAUAGAGACAGGGAUUAUUUUAGAUCAAAAGGAGGAUAAUCAUGAUAAUUUCUUCUAUUGUAACUCCAAUUAUUUAGAAAAAAGAAAUAUUAUAAAACUUGCAGUAUACUAUUAUAUUGAGUCAGUGGCUACCUUCAGAGUUCUCUGUAGGAAUGCAUUGGGUGUUAAAUAGGUUAUAAUCUCUUACAUCAGAUUUUUAUUGUCCCUGAAAUUACAUGAUCUCACUGAUGCUUCAUCUAGACUAAGAAUUGAUUCAUAUAAAGUGAAACUGGAAUCACCAACAUAGAAACUUAUAAAUUUUUCAGUGCCUACUUAUAAGCAAUUAGAGGUUAUUAAGGAGCAUAACCAAAAUACCCCUAUUAAAAAAAAGAAUUAAAGGAAUGUGCAAGUUACAACCUGCAAAACAAAUGCUCUGCAAAAAUGCUGUGAAGUCUAAUUUCUUUGAUCCAACAUUUAGAAUUCUUGCUUCUUUCUUGUCUUACUGUUACCUAUGUCACAUUUACUUUUAUAAAUUUAUGUGUCCAGGUUUACUCAUAGCAAUUAGGUAUGUAAAGGGAGCCCAUGAAAUCAGCUUAGUUGAAAAAUUACUUUUUUCCAGUUUUAUUUGUAUAGACUCAGCUCAAAUUCUCUCACAUUUUCACUUGGGUAGAAGUUGUCCAUUCACACUGCUUGCUUCUAUUGUAUUUUGUUCAAAAUUGACUCAUUAUAGCUCCUUUGCAAGUAAAUCCAAUUUUGGAAUAUGUGAAUCUCCAAAUAUUUCCAUUUAGUUUAAGUGGAUUGUAAACAUUAUUUAAAGUCAAAACA
This is a messenger RNA of Gracilinanus agilis (Agile Gracile Mouse Opossum), 3576 nucleotides long. RefSeq names its product potassium inwardly rectifying channel subfamily J member 16 (gene KCNJ16). Gene Ontology annotation, biological process: regulation of monoatomic ion transmembrane transport; potassium ion import across plasma membrane. The coding region runs from base 132 to 1400 and encodes 422 amino acids. Gene Ontology annotation, cellular component: plasma membrane. NCBI's taxonomy places the organism in Eukaryota, Metazoa, Chordata, Mammalia, Didelphimorphia, Didelphidae. The record is from RefSeq and is a predicted model, not a curated record. The transcript has 2 exons. Gene Ontology annotation, molecular function: inward rectifier potassium channel activity.